Molecule: messenger RNA, 4009 nt
Organism: Ochlerotatus camptorhynchus
Lineage: Eukaryota; Metazoa; Arthropoda; Insecta; Diptera; Culicidae
Product: calpain-A-like
Exons: 7
Coding region: 672-3449 (925 amino acids)
Biological process (GO): proteolysis
Cellular component (GO): cytoplasm
Molecular function (GO): calcium-dependent cysteine-type endopeptidase activity; calcium ion binding
Source: RefSeq, a predicted model, not a curated record
UCGUGCUUUGGGACCUUCGGAAAAAGACGAUAGAUGUAGUGCCAAAAUAAGUAAAGUUAAAGUUUAUUAGCAGUUUAGUUAAUGUAAGCAGUACAAAACAGUGCGUAGUCAAAACAAAAUCAAGUAAACAGAUGAAAUAGAAAGGUGCGGCACUAGGUCCCAUGCAUGAAUCGCAGUGAAUGUUUAUAAAUAGACCGGAGAGAAAUUGGUUUGUGCAAAACUGCUGAUUUUCGUGGAAAGCGUUGUGAAUCCGAAGAAUCAGUUUGACACGAACCGUCCGUGGAUUGGGACGUGUAAAACUCUGGUGAAAUUCAGUUCGACCCUUGUUUUUGACGGACGAGUGACCUCAACAGAUGUUUUCUGUUUACACGCUAGUGAUAAAAGAUUGAUAAGCGUUGUUAGUGAAGUGUGUCAUCGACAGUGCUAUUUUUAACGAGAAAUCUUGUGAAUUGCUCAAGAGAGUCUACAGAUCGAUCCAGUGUCCUGUACAACCGGACAAUUGCAGCUGCAAUAUAUUCGCGCUUGAGAAAGGUCAUUUCGCUCCGCGUGUCUAGUCGCGUGUUUCGUCGUGCGUCGUCGUUACGGUCGUCGUCGUCGUCGUCGUCGUCGGGUGUUUCGUACGUUAAGAACAAGUAAUCCUUCACGUUGCCAAAUACGGGCUUAAUAUCAAAAUGUCGUUUUUCAACGAAAAUUACAACUAUCCACGCAACUGGAAUGCCAACGGGUUCGGUUGGGUUAACCCAGCAGCUCUAAACCAACCUUCGUAUCCCAUGCAAAUGCCAACGCCGGAUUCGUCCGGUUAUUCCAGUUUGAAUCCUUCAAUUUCCGGUCACUCUCUGUCAUAUGGGUUUGCUCCUGGAGUUGUUCAGCCAUCGCCCGGCGGUUAUGCCCCAGCUCCUGCCGCUCCCAGCCUUCCAUAUCCGACGAUGGGAUUCGCAAGCUACGGAGGAGGUGGUAUGCCGAUGCCAACUCCGGACUCCGAUUACAGCGCUCCUCAGAUGCCAUCGAUGCCGAUGCCCAUGCCGGGUGGUUCUGAAUCUUCAGAUGACUCGGCCACCGUUAAGGAAUUUCCGUUCCAAGCGGUUUCCAUACCCAUAGUGGAGGGAAUGUUUAGCAGUCUGGGCGAAAAGGGCAGUGGCUUCCGUACCCGUACCGACGUCCAGGAUUUCUACGUCCUUCGCAAUCAGUGCCUUGAGAAUGGUUCCCUGUUUGAAGAUCCGGAGUUUCAGGCCGUUUCCUCAUCGUUAAUGUUCUCGCGCCGCCCCGAUCGGCACUAUGAGUGGCUCCGUCCGCAUGAGAUCAGCGAAAACCCAGAAUUCUUCGUGGAAGGAUUCUCCCGGUUUGACGUUCAGCAGGGUGAGCUGGGAGAUUGCUGGCUUUUGGCCGCUUGUGCAAACUUGACUCAGGAUCAGAAGAUGUUCCUCCGGGUGGUCCCAGAGGAUAAUAGCUUCGAAGAGGACUAUGCCGGAAUUUGCCACUUCCGUUUCUGGCAGUACGGACGGUGGGUGGAUGUGGUGAUCGACGAUCGGUUACCUACGUACCGUGGGGAACUGAUUUACAUGAGAUCAUCGGAGAAGAAUGAAUUCUGGAGUGCUUUGCUGGAGAAAGCCUACGCCAAGCUGCAUGGAUCCUACGAAGCGCUGAAGGGUGGUACCACUUGCGAAGCCAUGGAGGACUUCACCGGAGGUGUCACAGAAAUGUACGAUCUGAAAGAUCAAACGCCACCGAAUCUCUUCCCCAUCAUCGAAAAGGGAUUCCAGAGGAAUUCGAUGUUUGCCUGCAGUAUUGAGCCUGAUCCAAACGUUACUGAAGCAGAAACACCAGAAGGCCUUAUCCGAGGUCACGCUUAUUCAAUUACCAAGAUACAAAUGGUCGAUAUUGUAACUCCGUCCAGCUCCGGUAAGAUCCCUCUGAUUCGUCUGCGCAACCCAUGGGGUAAUGAAGCCGAGUGGAAUGGAGCCUGGAGUGAUCAAUCGCAGGAGUGGCGUUUCAUCCCGGAUGAGCAGAAGGAGGAGCUCGGUCUGAAUUUCGACUCCGAUGGUGAGUUCUGGAUGUCGUACCGAGAUUUCACCCGAUACUUUGACCGAAUUGAGAUUUGUAACUUGAGUCCGGAUUCGCUCAGCGAUGAAGCGAUCAAUCGCGGUAAGCUCCGUUGGGAGAUGUCCACCUUCGAAGGAGAAUGGGCCGUCGGUAGUACGGCUGGAGGUUGCCGUAACUAUCUGCAGACGUUCUGGCAUAAUCCUCAGUACGUAAUUCACCUGGAGGAUCCGGAUGAGGACGAUGAUGAAGGAAAAUGUACGGUUAUCAUAGCACUGAUGCAGAAGAAUCGACGGUCCCGACGAAACAUGGGCGUGGAUUGCUUGACGAUCGGUUUCGCCGUAUAUCGACUGUCGGAACGAGAUUUGGGCCAGAAACCGCUGAAGAUGAACUUCUUCAAGUACAAUGCCUCGGUUGCGCGUUCGCAGGCGUUUAUCAAUCUCCGUGAAGUGAGCUGUCGGUUUAAGCUGCCGCCCGGUGAAUACUUGAUUUUGCCGUCGACGUUCGAACCGAAUGAGGAAGGUGAAUUCCUGAUUCGAGUGUUCUCGGAGUGCAAGAACAGCAUGGAGGAGAACGACGAGGAGGUCGGAGUUGGAGAUAUUGAUGAUAGGAUUGCACCAGACGUCCCAGUCCCGUCGCAACCCUCACCCCAGCGCCAAGCCAUGGAACGUCUCUUCCUGGACGUGGCCGGCACCGACGGGGAGGUUGACUGGGUCGAGCUGAAACGCAUCCUGGAUCAUUCGUUCCGUGAUGAUCUCCCCAAGUCGUCGUCGGUCAAUGGGUUGAACAAAUCCUACGCCAACCAGCAGAAUGCGGCUAACUACGACGGAGGUGGCCCGGAGGACGCCGGUGGUGGACUGUUGGCCCAGCUGUGUGGCCUCUUCUGCAAGGAUACACCGUUUGCGGAAGCCUUCGGAGUGGCCGGAAGCGGACCGGACGCAAACGCCAACGCCAACGGCAACGCCAACAUGCAGAGUCAGAUCGUUCCCAUUCAGCACGUGGACCAAGUCGGUACCGGUUUUUCGAAGGACGUUUGCCGUUCGAUGGUCGCCAUGCUGGAUACGGACCAGUCCGGCAAACUCGGGUUUGAAGAGUUCCAAACCCUGCUGACCGACAUUUCCAAGUGGAAGGCGGUAUUCAAACUGUACGAUCAGGAUCAAACCGGUCGGCUCAGUGCGUUCGAGCUCCGUGAAGCCCUCAACUCGGCCGGGUAUCAUUUGAACAAUCGAAUCCUGAACGGAUUGGUGCACCGGUACGGUUCCCGGGAUGGAUCGAUAGCAUUCGAUGAUUUCAUCAUGUGCGCCGUUAAGAUCAAAACCAUGAUUGAUAUCUUCCGAGAACGGGACACCGAGGGCACCAACAUGGCCACGUUCAGUAUGGAUGAAUGGGUGGAGAAAACACUCUACUCGUAAGCGCUGGUCGGUUUCCAAUCCCAAUUUAAAAUGCCACAAAUAAUCUCCCGUUAAUUGACGUUAUUUAAAGAUCUAAUUGUUACAAUAUUAUUGGAUCGCUCUAUGCUCGAAUAGAACCAAAACUAUAGGCGUCUCGCAUUUUCUUCCGCCCAUGGAAAAUGAAACACAAAAUGAACAAAACAACAUGCAUCUACAAACCUUUUACCUACUUUUACGUUACGUUGUUAUAUCACUUUUUUAAAAGCAACCCGGUUUUAAACAUAAUUUAUAGAUAUUUACAUGUAAAUAAGUAUUCUACCGUGAUUGGAACUAUUUAUGGUUGCUAAAUGAACAAACAAACAAAAACGAUGAGUCUAUACUUAUGACGAACAGCAAAGCUUGCAAGUGGCCUCGUUAAUGUUCGAUAUGUGAAAGCGUGUGCUUGGAGCACUUAAACGAAACUAAAUUAUACCGAAUAAGUAAAUCAUUGGAGCUCUUAUGUGAAAUUGCAAAGCAAACACAACAAUUUUACCUUCAAUUCUGAUGUUUGGACGAGUAAAUCCGUACUUUCGGGCCUAAAA